GGUUUCUGUAGCAUGUUGAGUACAUUGGUUCUUUGUCGCUCACCUAUGUAUUAGAAGAAGCGAGCACACAUGUAGUUGUCUUUGUUUCGUCAUGCACUGUUUGUAUUUCAGGUUCAGAUCAUGUAGUCCCACGCCGUGUGGUUGCUUUAUGUUGCUGCUUUUUAUGUUCACAGCAAGAGCAACGCCACCGGCGUGUUUUGCCUAGAGAGCAGGUGGAGAGGAACUGCUAAGUGAUAUUUGUAGGCAAUGUGUAAAAACUUUACUAAGCUUGCAUCGAAAAUUUCACGACCUUGUCCUACUUGCCCAAACAAAAAUAUCUGACAAUUCCACCAGCAUGGUCGUUGAAAACCCCAGCCUACAGCUACGCGAGGAUCCGUUCCAGUGGCUGUCCCAGCAGGGUGCUGCGAAGGAGCAUCUCCUUGCCGGUAAUGCACUGGAGAUCGCUGGCAAGCUGGAUGCGAGUCAAAGCAUUCUCUCGUCGUCGUCCACCACGGCGUCGUCUAGCAGCAGCAGCUGUUCUUUGCCCAGUCGAUGCUUUCGCGACAGGUUUCGGAUACCUCCCCUGAAAAGCUUCGCGGCACCUCCAGCGGCGAACAAAUCCGGGGGCGGAGGACCAUUGUCGCCGGUAGACGAGGACGAGGAAUCGGUGUACCUCGUCGGGCAUUCCCUGGGCCUGCAACCAAAGGAGACCCGGGAGCUACUGUUAAACGAGCUGGACAAAUGGGGGCAGUUCGGUGUGAACGGACACUUUUCCGGGGACUUUCCCUGGAUGCCCAUCGACGAAUUUGCAACCCCGGCGGCCGCAAGGGUGCUCGGUGCGAAAGUGGAAGAGGUAGUCGGAUUUUACUCAUUUGCCAACCACUUUUCUUUGCUGCGAUCUUUUGAAAAUUUUUCCCACUUAUUCUGGUAUCGGAAGAACAACUUCCGACGGUACAACUGUCUGACAGAGGGCGCGCCCUCGCCCUGAGGAUACCGCAAACAACUAUCAUUGUUUUCACCACAAGAACCGUCUGCACACCUCUUCCAGGUUUGCAUAAUGAACACGCUUUCUGUGAACCUGCACCUGAUGUUUACGACGUUUUACCGGCCGGAGCGCAACCGGCGGUUCAAGAUCUUGUACGAAGCCCAGGCCUUUCCCAGUGACUUUUUCGUGUUUCAGAGCCAAGCACAGCUCCACGACCUGGACCCGGAGGAGGCCUUGCUGCCCGUUCCCGCGGACCCUGAUACCGAUCUCGUCGACGAGGAGAGGCUCUGCGAACUGUUGCGCGAAGACCGCGAGAUCGCGGUCCUCUGCCUGGGCGCAGUCCAGUACUACAGCGGGCAGUUCUUCGACGUUGCUAAAAUCACCAAAGUCGCCCACGAAAACGGUGUGGUCGCGCUGUUCGAUCUUGCGCACGCGGUCGGCAACGUGCCACUGGAGCUGCACAAGUGGAACGUCGACGCUGCCUCGUUUUGCACGUACAAGUACCUGAACAGCGGACCGGGUUGUAUCGGAGGUUUUUUUGUGCACGAACGGCACUUGCAAACCAUGAAUCUGCUGGACGCUGGAGCGGUACAAACGACUAGUACCAAACUGCCGAGCGAGCACGGGGCGGCGUUAAGUUCAGGAACUAUUGACGAGGAUGACGUAUUGCGGGAAAGGUCUUCGUAUGCGGAAAGCACUCCGACUAACCAGCAGGUGAUAAAGCUGAGAAGCACACCCUCGAUAGGACAUAUAUCGGAAGAAGCUGGAGAGGCUUCCGAGGUGCCCCCGAUGCACGGCGGUAGUGGGGACGGUAAGGAACCAAUUCUUGUUCUUUCUUUGGUUCUUUACAGGUUUAAGGCUGAGACCUACAUUCUUUUUUGUACGCAAGCGCAGUGAUGUCAAGUGCUAAAGGCAAGAAUGAUUUCUCUGCUAACGCACAUCAGAGCACGUCUUGAACCGUGAGUGGUCGAAGGAUGUGGGCACGAAGCGGCUCGCCGGCUGGUGGAGCCACGACAAAAGCACAAGAUUUGAGAUGAAGCAUAAACUCCAGCCGGCCGCAGGGGCGAAAGCGUUCAGCUUGUCAAACCCCGGUGUCAUGCUAAUGAUGUGUCUGAUCGCCAGCCUCCGAGUGUUCGACCAAACCAGCAUGGAGGACUUGCGCGUUCGGAGCAAAAGGCUGACCGCGUUCUUAUUUGAACUCUUGGACGAAGUAGUGCCGGAGAUGAUUUCGCGGAAGACAACUGGUGCUGCGGCAGCAGGUGAGGAAGAACUACAAAUAAAGCCGUUCACAAUUAUUACGCCAAAAAACCCAGACAGCCGGGGUUCCAUGCUGACUUUGAAGUUCAAAAAAUCAGACACCUGUAAGAAGGUGCACGAGGCGGUAGAAGCGCGCGGAGUCGUCGUGGACUACAGGCGGCCAGAUGCACUUCGCAUUACGCCGGCACCAUUGUACAAUACCUUCACAGACCUCGCACGUUUUUGCGCGAUUUUCUCCGAAGAACUUGCAAAGUUGUCUUAGUGGUUACGGCAGAACGUCGUCGUUGGUGUCGAAAAACGAUGGCGGCGCAACGUGGUCGCCAUCAUACAUCCACACUUUACUUUGAGCACCA
Messenger RNA from Amoebophrya sp. A120, 2574 nucleotides. Lineage: Eukaryota; Dinophyceae; Syndiniales; Amoebophryaceae. The record is from the annotation of a GenBank genome assembly.